AUGCCGAGUUGUUCAGCACUCGUGGUCGUCAUGUCAAGCAUCAUCACGAGUGCCGCUGGUGCUGGUGCCGGACUUAGGGCAGUGGGAUCAUUUGUGAAUAUCACCAUGGGACAGCAACCGCCGCCACCGCCGCCUCCGCAGGUCGAAGAUGUCGCCGAAGAUGGGGACGAUAUGCGGGUACCUGGUCUAGAACUCUCGCCCGCAUCGUCCGAAGCAUCGUUCGAAAGCGAUACCGAUGACAAGCUGGGCAGCGAAGUGCCAAAGACUCCACAGACGCCCGCCUCGCCCGCGACGUCCCACAGCUCUGUCAGUCUGAUCACCGCAUCGGCUCAAUCACGUCACGAGAUGACGGGCGUGACGCCCAGCUUCAUGGAUGAAUUGCGUACCAUGAUCAAACAGGAAAUUGCUGGUCACCUCACAUCCAUGGAUCCGACACCCUCGCCGGCUAUCACGCCGCCCGCUCUCAUGAACUCCAUGUUUGGUACCGCCUACCCCAGUCCUCCGCCUUCUGUUGUUUCUACCUCCCAAUUUUCAUCCCCUCAGAGCACUUCUCCUUGCUUUACUACCGCAGAUGUCUUCCCCGAACGCCUGACUGUGCGCUUCCGCAGUCGCAUCGCUGCGUUUGGCGUCCCCGGCACAGACCUGAUUACACCAGACAAGAUGCAAAACUUUUAUGCCAAGUAUCGCGUCGAGAAUGAGGAGUUUCCUUUACAAGAUGCUUUCAAGCCGUGCAAGAACACGACGUUUGAACGCACUCAAUAUCUGUACCAGGAUCUUGAUUGCCCCUAUUACCUCUCCCAAGCAGUUCCCCAGGCCCACCCCACCAUCCCAGGUCUGACGAGGAUGGGGUUUGUCAAAUGGAUGACCAUCAACAUUCUGGCCUAUCCGGACCAGGAGUCUCGCCGUUUUGCCCUUCUGCUGCCCGAUCUUGCCCCCCUAAAUGUCAUAGGUCCUGAUGGCGCACAGGAAUGUCUCCCAUAUACGCUGCCGAGAAACCUUUUACCUGCAACACAUGAUAAGAAGUGCAAGCGUGCCUAA
This is a messenger RNA of Verticillium nonalfalfae, 1038 nucleotides long. RefSeq lists its product as uncharacterized. The record is from RefSeq and is a predicted model, not a curated record. Lineage: Eukaryota; Fungi; Ascomycota; Sordariomycetes; Glomerellales; Plectosphaerellaceae. The transcript has 6 exons. The coding region runs from base 1 to 1038 and encodes 345 amino acids.